Candidozyma auris is the source of this 702-nucleotide messenger RNA. RefSeq lists its product as uncharacterized. Bases 1 to 702 code for a protein of 233 amino acids. The transcript has a single exon. The record is from RefSeq and is a predicted model, not a curated record. NCBI's taxonomy places the organism in Eukaryota, Fungi, Ascomycota, Pichiomycetes, Serinales, Metschnikowiaceae.
AUGUUAGUGCAAUUAGGGGCGACGGCUUUGUACGCUAUUCUGGAUCAGAUUUCGCGUAAUCAGUGUCCCGUUGGCGUGCUUGUGGGUAAGCAUGACGAGACAUCGAUAUAUAUAGCCAGCGCGUUUGAAUUAAAGUGGCUGGGCCAAUCCAUAGACUACGACUACUUGAGCAAAAGACUCAAAUUACUUCUGGCGGUGUCUGACAAUGUGUCUCUAGUUGGACUUUAUCUGACUACAGAAGAGGCACCGACACACAUUUUGGAGGACUUCAGGGUGAAUGGCGAUGUUUUGCCGCCAAUCUACAUCUCGAUCAAUGACAAGGAAAUAGAGUGCUUCUCUUUCAAAGAUCACUCACCUCUACUGGUGAACAUUUUGGCGGAAGAUACCGAAACCAUUGCCACUAAAACGCUUCAUUUGCAUGCUAACUACACGGGCGACGAACCUGAAUUGACUCAAGUGACAGAAGAAGCAACAGCGUAUUCACUACAACAGUUAGAACGCAAGAUACGGGCGAUUUUAGCAGCUGAGAACUUAGGCGAGGAAGCCGAGCGGGAUUUGGUUUACUUAGCCAAUAAGCUUUCAUUUUCGAAUGGCGAAGAUAGGAGUCUAGAACUAAUCACUUCAAGGCUAUCGAUCGUAACCAAUCUGCUCUCCGUAACUCGCGCAGCGAAUGCGUACUUCACCCCGAAGACAGCAAGAUAG